AUGACUCGGAAGAAAAGCAACUCAUCGUUGAGAAAUUCUACUCAAACAUCUAGUCAAGCGACAGCUCCUGGAACUUCGCAUCGACCCCGUAGCAGAAUUGGUCGGUUUCUGAAGAAACUCAAGGAGGAUGCGAAAAAUUUCACGCGCUCCAAGGAUUCCCGCAGUCUCAGCCCUGCUCCCAGAAAUGUCCAUCAUGAUGAACGUGCUUCAUCGACCCCAGAUAUCGUGGUUCAGGCUACUUCAUCUAAUGUGGAGGCUGAUACCGAAUCGGCACUUCGGCAUGCACAACAGGGUGCAAAUCGCAUGCAUCCACUUUCGGGCCCUGCGAUAACUGCAGCGUCUGUUGUCGAAGGCGCACAAGAGGAUCUGGAUGAUGCUGACAGUCUCCAGGAGACAUAUCUCAAACCCCUCAGGAUAUUCGACGAUGUUAUUGGGAAGAUCACAGAGCUACAUCCGUAUGCAAAGAUGGCAUUGGGCGUUUUAUCUUGGACAGCCAAAGUUAUUCUAGCUCAAGCGGAUCGCGACGCAGCGGUGCUCGAACUCCUCAAGAAGCUGUCUGAAGUUUACGACUUCAUGACACAAGACGAGAAGCUUGACCAAGAAUUGUGUAUGCGCGCCAUCAGUAUCCUCGGAAAGAUUUCCAAGCAGAUCCGUGAAUGCUCCCAUUUCAUCAGCAAUUAUUCGGAGACACGCAACUUUUGGAAUAGACUCGGAAAGAACGUUGUCUCAGAAACGACAGAUAGGAUCCAAAAGUACAACGACGCGUUAGAUAGGCUCAUGCAAGAAUUCCGGGACCAGGCUUUACACGAUGUAGCCAUACACGUCCACGACAUUGACAUACAAGUCCACCAUAUAGGAGAAAUAUUGGACCUCAGCGGCAUCACCUAUGCGGAGGGCGCGGGACUAGAUACCAGGAAAGAAUGCCUCGAAGGGACACCCACGGAAAUCCUUUCUAACAUCACGGAUUGGGUCAACACCACUGGGGACGACGUUCCACGCGUGUUAUGGCUAUCCGGCCCUGCAGGCAAGGGGAAAUCGGCCAUCGCCCACACCAUUGCUAAGUGGUUCAACGACGUGGGAGGGCUUGGUUCGUGUUACUGUUUUGACCGCCAGCGAGAAGCAGAUCGUCGCCACGAAAAGGUCUUUUCCACGAUCGCACGCGACCUGGCUGACCGUGAUCCGAAGCUAAGGCGGGAAUUAGCAGAUGCAGUUCAGGGUACAACUUCGCUCAAGACGACGACGGAUAUCAUCCAGCAGUGGCAGAAACUUCUUAUCGAACCACUGAGGAAGUCAUCUAGGUCGACUGGGGAACCCAUCGUGAUCGUAAUCGAUGCACUGGACGAGAGCGGUGGAGUAGAGACACGAGGAGACCUCCUCCGUAUUCUAGCUGGCAAACAUCAAAGCCCCGGCGUUCCCAAAAUCACAGACCUCCCAGACAACUUCCGCUUCAUCGUUACCUCUCGUCCGCUUGGUGAUAUCGAAGACAAGUUUCGCGGCGUUCAGCAUAUUCGACAGAUGUCCAUGGAUGAUAUUCCAGCAGCAUUCACAGAGCGCGACAUCCGUGCUUACGUAUCCAGAGAGUUGGAAGAGCUAGAUUUCCAGGACAGAGAGUUGGCAGUCCUGGCUGAGAAAGCUGAUGGACUUUUCGAGUGGGCGCGUCUCGCCAGCGGAUACAUCAAAGACCCCCAUCCUGGAAUAUCUCCGAUUGAUUGCUACAAAGCUGUGGUGUCACUCGAUCCGGCUGAGAGAAGCGGAUACAUCUACCAAUGUCCAGCAUUCGCAAAGGCUACGUUCGACUACGCUGGCGAGAUUUCGCUCAGUGAUGGGACAAAUACUGGGGACAGCUGA
Suillus discolor is the source of this 1848-nucleotide messenger RNA. RefSeq lists its product as uncharacterized. Lineage: Eukaryota; Fungi; Basidiomycota; Agaricomycetes; Boletales; Suillaceae. The coding region runs from base 1 to 1848 and encodes 615 amino acids. The record is from RefSeq and is a predicted model, not a curated record. The transcript has 9 exons.